Messenger RNA from Schizosaccharomyces osmophilus, 2337 nucleotides. It is a transcript of the gene adl1, whose product is annotated as DNA ligase. Gene Ontology annotation, biological process: mitochondrial DNA repair; DNA recombination; lagging strand elongation. Bases 1 to 2337 code for a protein of 778 amino acids. Gene Ontology annotation, molecular function: DNA binding; ATP binding; DNA ligase (ATP) activity. The transcript has a single exon. Gene Ontology annotation, cellular component: DNA ligase III-XRCC1 complex. The record is from RefSeq and is a predicted model, not a curated record. NCBI's taxonomy places the organism in Eukaryota, Fungi, Ascomycota, Schizosaccharomycetes, Schizosaccharomycetales, Schizosaccharomycetaceae.
AUGCCUCCGAAAAAAAGGGCAAACGGUUAUUCACAUGAUUCUUCAAAAAAUUCUAAAAGAAAAUCCGGGAUUCAGUCGAAUUUCACAAUACAAGAACUGUUCUCAAAGCAGCGGCCAUCAAUACCAAACUCCCAUAAGUUAAUUGACAGUGCAGAGCCAGAGCAAGGUAAACACGAAAUAUCCGAUGAUGAUUUUAAUAUUGCAUUAAAACUUCAAAAAGAAUUUGAUGAGGAACUUGCUGAGGUGGGAGACAGUCAAAAAGCGGAUGCCUUCAACAGUGAUAAGCCUGUGUCCUAUUCACCAACAGAUGAACCUCCGGACGGGUCUCCAAGUGCAUUAAUGAAAGAAGAAAACGUCCCAACUGGAAUUAGAACCACGCUUAGUAGUAAUUGCCAAGAAGCGUACUUUAUCGACGAGGAUACUUUUCAGCAAGAUCCUCUAGCCUUUGAAAAAUAUUGCCGCGAAAGAGUUCCGAGAAAUACUGAAAGUGAUGCACCUUAUUCCUUUCUAGCGAAUACGUUUGUUCUAAUAAGUAUGACAAAAUCCAGGAUUCGGAUAGUCACCCUCCUCACUAAUUGUAUUUUAUCUUUAUUAUAUUUAGAAAAAGAAUCUUUAUUGUCUGCAGUAUGGCUUUCUACUAACGACAUAGCUCCUAGUUUUUACGGAAAAAAUUUAGGAGUUGGGCCGGCUAUGUACUCGAAAGCACUGAAAGAGGUUUGCGGAAUCUCUUCACAAUCACUGAAAACCCUUUGGAAUCGUCACGGUGAUCCUGGUGAUGUUGCAUAUGAGGCUAAAGUGUCUGUCCGUACAUUGUUCCAACCUCAGCCAUUAACCAUCAAAAAAGUAUACUCCACUUUAUUGAAAAUUGCUGAAUGUAUUGGUAAUGGGGCUCAAAAUCGCAAACUUGAAUUGACAAAAUUUCUUUUAAUAUCAGCUAAAUCGGAGGAAGUGCGAUACAUAGGAAGGAGCAUUAUGCAAAAUCUUAGGAUUGGAGCUGUGCAAAAUACUAUGCUUACUGCUUUGAGUAAAGCCUUUGUUAUCUAUUCUGAUUAUGAGAGACUAAAUAAAUUAGGGACUGAAGCUUUACAAGCAGAGUUUCAGAAGGCGGAAGAAACAGUAAAACAAUGCUUUUAUCAAGUUCCGGAUUACAACAUCCUUGUCCAGGCGCUAUUGACCACGGGGUUAAAUAACUUAACCCAACGUAUGUCUAUAAGACCCUGUACUCCAGUGAAACCAAUGUUCGGGUCAAUCACGAAGGAUUUACAAGAAAUGUUACAAAAAUUAGAGGGCCAUAAUUUUUGUUGUGAAUUCAAAUACGAUGGCCAAAGGGCCCAGGUGCACAAGUCCAAAAUGGGCGAAGUUAAAAUUUUUAGUCGUCAUCUUGAGGAAAUUAGUGAACGGUAUCCCGACGUUAUAGAUUCUUGUCAAAUCGCCCAAAAGAGUAAUGGUGAUUAUAUUAUAGAAGGUGAGUUGGUAGCUAUCGAUUUUAACACAGGACAAAUUCGUGAUUUUCAGACGCUUUCCACGAGAGAAAGAAAGAAAGUGAAUUUAAAUGAAAUAACGGUUCAUGUCUGUUUCUUCAUUUUCGAUAUGAUGUACUUUGAAGGAGAGUCUUUGUUACAAUGCCCUUUAUCAAGUAGAAGAAAAAAGAUUAACGAAGCUUUUAAUAUGGUUCCUAAUCAAUUUCAGCUUGUUGCAUCUCUCGAAUCGAAAGACGAGGCUGUUAUCCAGGAAUUUUUUAAUUUGGCGAUUAGUAGCAAAUGCGAAGGAUUGAUGGUAAAAGUUUUGGACGGAAUAAAUUCAAAGCUACCUUCGACAUAUGAGCCUGACAAACGAGGCGAAGGCUGGAUUAAGGUAAAACAAGAUUACUCCGAAGAAUUUGAAUCUUUAGAUCUUGUACCGAUUGGUGCUUGGUAUGGCAAUGGAAGAAAGGCAGGAUGGUUUAGUCCUAUUCUUCUUGCUGUUUUCAACCCCGAAAAUGCAGUAUAUGAAGCGGUGUGCAAAUGUAUGUCUGGGUUCAGCGACCAAUUUUACAAAGAAUUAACUGAUCGUUAUUCCCUUGAUUCGGGACAUAGUAGCCUUGCACCCGUAUCUAGUAUUUAUGAAGUAGGGAAAGUUCAACCACAGAUCUUUUUUACUCCUAAAGAAGUCUGGGAAAUCAAGGGUGCACAGAUUACUUCUUCUCCUGUUUACAAAGCAGGUAUUGGGUUAGCUGAUGGAGAUCGCGGAUUAUCAAUUCGAUUUCCACGUUUCAUAAAAAUCCGAUCGGACAAAGGUCCUGAGGAUGCAUCUACUAAUACAAUGCUAGCUGAGAUGUACACGAAACAAAACCAAUGA